CUCAAGCCGCUUCACCGCAUUCCGCGUUCAACGCUCGGCGCUAACGCACGCUUAUACACAACACACGUAAUGUCCAACAUGUCUUAUGAGAUCGCGUAUUCGCUCGCAGACGAUGGCCCGCAGCCCGUCUCGCGUACUUACCAAUAUCGCAAAGUGAUGAAACCGAUGCUUGAGCGCAAAAGGCGCGCUCGCAUUAAUCGUUGCCUCGACGAACUCAAGGAUCUGAUGGUCAACGCAUUGCAAUCGGAAGGAGAAAAUGUUGCUAAAUUGGAGAAAGCCGAUAUAUUGGAGCUGACAGUUCGACAUUUGCACAAACUACGCCGUCAACGCCGUUUAUCCCUCAACCCUUCAGCAGAUGUGGAUCGCUUCAGGGAUGGAUUCACUCAUGCCGCUAACGAAGUUUCCCGCUGUUUAGCUUCCAUCCCCGGAGUGGAUGUGAGGUUGGGCACGCAACUAAUGACCCAUCUCGGACAUAGACUGAAUGAUAUGCAGCGGGCGGCUGCUGGAACUGACACACCUCCAGCGAGCCCGCCAAGCCCUGCACUCUCCACUACAUCAUCUUCGUCUGGCUAUGUAUCACCCUCACCGCCAACGUCACCGAUGCCCAUCCAUAGCACACCUUUGGACUGCACUACCAACAGCACCUUCACGAAAGCAUCAGCUGUGUGGCGACCGUGGUAAACAUCGGUGCUAGGAACUAGCGGACCCGGCUCCGCGGUCACAUCUGUUCCAGCACCGCUCGGAGUCGCUUACAGUUUUUUUGAGUUCGCGAAGAUCCAUAAGUUUAGUGUUGUUCAUGUGACAAGUUGCUGACAACUCUAGAUCUCAACAUUUAAUUAUUGUAGCGAUUAUUGUAGUUCGUAAGUUCAACUUGAAAGCUUUAAUGAAAGUAGCCUAUAAGUCUAUUGUGAUAUUAAAGAGUAAAUAUUAUUGUAUAAGAAAUGUUGUAUCGAACCUUCCCGAGGUCGUAUUGUUAUAUUUUUAUCGUUGAAAAGAUUUCACAAAUGUGUGAACAAAAGAGUAAGUUAAUAAAAAAAACAUAUUUUUAAUGUA
Molecule: messenger RNA, 1053 nt
Organism: Galleria mellonella (greater wax moth)
Lineage: Eukaryota; Metazoa; Arthropoda; Insecta; Lepidoptera; Pyralidae
Gene: E(spl)mbeta
Product: enhancer of split mbeta protein
Exons: 1
Coding region: 70-681 (203 amino acids)
Biological process (GO): anterior/posterior pattern specification; regulation of neurogenesis; regulation of transcription by RNA polymerase II
Cellular component (GO): nucleus
Molecular function (GO): protein dimerization activity; RNA polymerase II cis-regulatory region sequence-specific DNA binding; DNA-binding transcription factor activity, RNA polymerase II-specific
Source: RefSeq, a predicted model, not a curated record